AAACAAAUGGUAACAAGUCACUACUAAGAUAAGAGUGAUUGAAGCCCACUAAUGAAAGGGGUAAUUAUGUAAUUUAUGCAAUUGUUAGCUAUAUAAGAGGAACCUGGCCAACUGGAUGGCAGUUCAGCAGCUUGACUUGUCACAAAUAUGUCUCUGCGUCUGGUUCUGUUUUGCUUGGCCAUCUUAGCAAUGGCUUACGCUCAGCCUGCUCCAGGAGCUCCAGAAAUCAUUGAGAUGGAAGAGCCUUCUGAGGGACCAAGUGAUGAUACUAAGCCACGUACUCUUUUGUUGCUGUUGCCCUUGCUGUUCCCCAGUACAUUUUAUGUACCAUAGGUUAAUAAAAACAAAUAAUUGAGCAUUUAA
Molecule: messenger RNA, 363 nt
Organism: Drosophila rhopaloa
Lineage: Eukaryota; Metazoa; Arthropoda; Insecta; Diptera; Drosophilidae
Exons: 2
Coding region: 148-333 (61 amino acids)
Source: RefSeq, a predicted model, not a curated record